Phasianus colchicus (ring-necked pheasant) is the source of this 4160-nucleotide messenger RNA. Lineage: Eukaryota; Metazoa; Chordata; Aves; Galliformes; Phasianidae. The record is from RefSeq and is a predicted model, not a curated record.
AUGGAUGAGGAAACGAUUGUGAGAUCAGAGGCAGAGAGCUGGUCGGUGGCUCGCUGUGCAGAUGAAGAGGAUCCUGCUGUUGAAACAGCAGAGGAAGCUAAGGAACCAGCAGAAGCGGACAUCAAUGAGCUCUGUAAAGAUAUGUUCAGCAAAAUGGCCACUUACUUAACAGGUGAACUGACAGCCACCAGUGAAGACUACAAGCUCUUGGAAAACAUGAACAAGUUGACGAGCUUGAAGUACCUAGAAAUGAAAGAUAUUGCUAUAAACAUCAGUAGAAAUCUGAAGGAUUUAAAUCAAAAAUAUGCUGCUCUUCAGCCAUAUCUGGAACAAAUCAACCUAAUCGAGGAGCAGGUUGCAGCUCUGGAACAGGCAGCUUAUAAGUUGGAUGCAUAUUCCAAAAAACUUGAAGCCAAGUACAAAAAAUUGGAGAAACGAUGAAACUACAACUGUCUUUUUAAGUUGGAGUUGGGCUGUGGGUCAGACUGAUCUGAGUUGCACAACAUCAGUUUUAUAUGUUGACAAGGAUUUGGUAACAGCUAACAUAAGACUGGUAACUUUUUUUUUUAUCUAUUGAAUACAGUUGACUGUAUUCAGGCCUAAGGCUGAAUGGUAUUUUCCUCUUCUGUAAUGCUUCUGUUGCCUCAGUUCAGCAGUGGAAAGUUGGAACUUGUCCCUAACCCAUGUCUUGAUACUGGCUAUCCCUCCAUUAGUCUUAUGUUCAACAUGAAACAUUCUACCAGGGAAAAGCCCUGCAUAACCUAUAAAGACAUUUUCACUUAGUAGCAGCAGGACAUAAACCUAUUUUUUUCUUUAAUUGAGCUCUGUAUUGAGAAGAUUCCCUGGCCUUUGGAGUUGUGAACAUGGUAUGGAAACAUUUAAGUUUGGUAUGCAUUUUUAUCUGUUUCAAUUAGAGAGACUAGUUAUAAAUUUACAAUAAAACAACUUGCUACAUUUGUCUCUCUGGAAUAUCACAAAUUCCUGUUGGAAAAGACUGUAAGUUGUAUUUUUAUUUUUCAUAGGGUCUGUUAAUAAAGACAAACACUUUACAGUUAAUGGAGAUUGUAGAAAAAAACAUGCUUUAAACUCUUGUGUCAAGUAUUCCUGCGUUUAUAUCCUUUUCUGUCCUGACCUCUGGUGAAAUUAUGAUCACUUUAGCAUGUACUUAAUUAACUUAGUGCAUCCUUUCCCUACUUUCCCAAAGAAGUUUCUGUGUUUUUGGUCCUAUUCAAUUUUUGAAGAGGUAUGCCCAGCAAAGAAAACCGGAUGAGCAGUACUCCAAAUUACUAAUUUAACAGAAACCUUUUUACUGAACACCCAGUCAAAGUUCAGGCCUUUUUGCACCUAUUGACUCAAACUAGUUGAAGCUGGCUUUUGAUUGGGUUUCAGUAGAGGACAGAACAAUUACUGAUAGAAUUCAAACUUCAUACUAGCUGUUUGGAAGUAUUAUUAGUCAGGUGCCAAUAUGGUAAAGAUCACGACUGCCAGUUAUUGUAUAACUGCUGUAUAAAUAAUUGAUUGUCAAGUUUUCCUUAGAGCUAUUCAAAAGCAGUAAAGCAAGACCUUUGAGAGCCUUCAGCAUCACUUAGAAAGUCCUGGGUUUUAACAUGGAAAGUGCUACUCUGCAUGAUUUUGAUGUAGACUCUGAGAAAGGUUUUUUUGAAUGAGUAUCAGUAUAUUAACAGGAUUAAGUCUCCCGAAGAUAACCAUGUAUCUGUGUCUGUGUUGCUUUUGCUCAGUUAGUUUAAUAAUGAGUUUUCUACCUGUGUAAUUAAUUAAACAUUAGUAUUGUUAUGAAAGCAACUUCCUCCAGUCCAACAAGAGGAUGUAGUGACACACAUCUAAAGCCUUCGUGCCUGGAAACUGAUAUUUGAAUGACAGUAGUUUUUUUGGGAUCUUUGAUGUUCAAAAGUGUAAUAUAUCAACAGCAAUAAGAUGGUAUGGCAGAGUCCUGUUUCCCCAGCGUUUCAUGCACCUGUGAUUGCACAAGAGGUGAGCAUGUUUCAGCCACACUCACCAGUGUUGACAGUACCAUCCCUUUUCUUUGCUAUUAUGGAGGAGGAUCACAGAUCCAUGGCUGCUGAUAAGAAAUCUAUCUUGAGGGUGCUACUCAGAUCCUCCGUUCCCUGAACAAACUGGAGUUUUCAUUACAACAUAUUGCAUUCACAUGUGGGUGGGAACAUAAUUCCUGAUCCCCUGCCAGUCCUCUUACCUGACCCCUAUCCAUCUCUAAGAACAGAAAACGUCGUAGUUCAUAUCAGGUUGGAAGUGGUUCUUGACAUGUGGGCAUCAGAAUCUAGAGCUGAAUAGUCAUCAGAUAUCUUAGCAGCAUAGGCUCAUCUGGGAUUUAAACAAGAUCAUUUCUCUUCCAGCCUAGUUGUUUCUUUGAUUUCUUCCCUGGAAAGUGGUGCUGGAGGUACAUAGCGAGUGCUAACAUAGGGGAAUUAUUCUCCGCUGCAGAACAGCAGCUGGCCCUGUGCUAUGGCAAGAUUGAGGGACAGUGUGAAAUGGUGGCAGAUCUGCAUCCCAGUGUUACAGUGUCAAUCUGGCUAUGUGCUGUGUAGAGCAUUGUGAUCUUGUCUGUGUGAUAAGUCAGAUGCGUAGCUCUAAGUGCUAGUGACUUGUUCUGUCACUAGUCAACAAGUCAAACAAAUUCUUCUUUUGUCAGAUAACAUGCCAAUCAAAUACUGGAUACAGAAUGGAAUGUGAUACAGAUGGUCUCCAUACUGUAAUGGCAGCGUGCUGGCAAUUAUGUGCAAGUCAGCUCUGUUAUCAGAUGUGUACCAUGUUCUCAGACCUUGUGGAGACAAACCAAGUUGGGUACAGAACUGAAUACAGGUCAGCCCUGCUGUAUUUAAGAUGCAUUGCAGUCACCAUCCCAUUUUCCUUAGUACAUGCUGUCCACAUUACACUUGAGACACUGAAACUCAUAGUGUUCUAAGAAUCCUCUGACACUGGGAUCAUUAUAGCAGCCUUGCUGUGUAACCUCCUGAAGAGAUUGUGAAGAACUGCACUGCUCUACACACAGUUUUCUAUUUAUGUCAUUCAAUGCUCCCUACUAUGGCUGCCUUAGACCCAGUGAGGCAGCUGUUUAUCUUGAUGCCAGGGGAAGGCGUGUAAUGGAGAAUAUAUUUCAGAGCUAUUAGUUUUGCUUAAAAAAAAAAAAAAAAAAAGGUGUCAUCACCUUUAAUGUUUGUUCAAUGUAUAAAGCUCCCCCCCAUGCCACAGUUUCUUCCCUAACACGUGCAAUCACAGAAUCACAGAAUAGUUGAGGUUGGAAGGGAUCUCAAAGCCAAUUGCUCCAAUCCCCUGCUCAAACAUGGUCACCUGGAGUGGAUCACCUAGGACCAUGCAGCAUGUGAUGUUGCCACUGCCAGCUUUGGAUAUUAUGGCAAGCAAGUUGAAAGUUUUCCUAACACAGAAUUUGGAUAUAUAUUCUGCCCUGUUUGGGCAGAAGAUACUGCACGUAGAGAUGGACUUGCUAGCCAAGCAAGAGCAUGUUCUCAGGUGCAAAAAGGAUAAGGCUUGUCCUCUGGUUGGCAGAGAACUGGAAAUUUAUGAUUAAACAGAUUGUCACUGCAAAACACCACUCUGGACUGCACAUGUACUAGCUGCAAGCCGUAAGCAGCACCUCUCUGAAAGAUACGUCUGAAAGCUGAGGAUGCUGUCACUGUCACAACUAAAACGGGAUUAAUGCCCUCUAAGAGAGCAUCCAUGCAGCUGUUAUUAGCAGGUACUCUUUCUUUCUCUUCAGGAUUAAGGCAGUCAAAGGGACAGAGUGACAGUAGUCAGAUAAAUAUGGUCACGUGCCAGUAAAAUCUCAUUAUCUCUACACUUACCUCACCCUGGGGAGUGCUGUCUGCAUGGAGCUUCCUAGCCUUCCCCAUACCACCUCUUUAUUGUUAGGGGCCCAGCAUCUGAUUUGUCUUUCUAGGGAGGCUGAAGAAUAGAUUUAAAUACACUUCAGUGACAAUCAUAUAUGUGGUUUUUUAGAACUGCUGACUUAGCCACGUCUUGUUUUACUCCUGGAUGCAUUUGGUGGUUGAUGUGAGAUUCUCUCACACGUACAAACUGACAUGCUAUUGGAGAUUCUGGGAAUCUAUAUGAUCAAAGCAUAGGAAAUUUCAAAGAAAAGUAAUACAGCAUUUCUCUGCUUCUCU